AAGAAACUUGAUGGCCUCAACAUGGGAAAAGACAGAAAUCUUCAGACCUUCGUACGUUUGCAUGGAUAAGAACAUCUUUCCUCUUGCAUCAUCAGAGAAGUCGCCUUCCCUUUCAUGAGUGGAUGCCUUCCAACUCUCCAGGUACUGAAGAAAAACAUCAACCAACCAUCCAAACCGAUCAUCAUCAGCAGAAGUGUAGGGCUUGAUGAAUUCAUUCCUUUUUUUGACAUGGUCAGUAAGAGAUCUUACAUUGGUGCAAUAAAAAAGAUCGUUCAUCAUUCGACAAAAUUGUGCAUUCCCCAAAACAUCACUGUUUCCGCUUUCUCCGAUGCUAUUGCAACCGACCGACUGAGAACCUGAGUUGCCAAUCUCACCUUCAUCUUGCUGUAGCUCGUUAGCGUAAUGUGAUCCAAUGUCAAUUUUGGAAGCACACGGAGACCAACUGCUUGAUCCUGAUAAAAAAGAUCUGCUAUGUGACUAAAUAGAAGAUAUUUGCCAUUGUUCUACAUGUAUCGACGGUGUGACCCUGAUCCUGAAUUAUACAAGCAGUUUCGAGCUGUCUUCAGUAAAUGUGGAGAAUCUGCGAAGAAGUAGACAAAACGUGAUGUUGCAAAAAGAUUUAAAGUCUUAUAUACAACAUCACAUUCAUCUUCACCAGCCAACGUGCUAUGGAGAUUAAAUAAUUUGCGAUUUGGUGAAGCACCAUCAUUGACCAGACCAAUCACCCAAAGAUCCAGUGACAGCUCCAAUGUUGACACAACUUUCCAGAAAAUGGGCAUUAGCUGGUAUGAAGUGACAUUCCCUGUAAAGUAAUAGGCAAUGAUAUGUUUCUUAUCAGUGGCUAAACCUCUAACAAGAAAUGCCAAUGCAUGAGUGACAACGCUAUCUUCCUUAUCCAGACAGGCAUAAUUUGUCAUAGGAUCACCAAGAUCAAUAAACCCAAUCAGAUCACCAGAAUGCUUGUCAUAUACAAGAUUUGAUUGGAUCUUCAUCUCAUCCAUGACCAGUACGACGUAUCGUUGAAUUCCGCUAAAUGAUUUCACCAUGUUUCGCUAAGAUUCUACAUUUUCUGCGUUUACUCUACCCUGGCCCAGACGUUUUUUUUAGGUUUGCCGAAUGCGAAAUGUGAGAAAACGCGCGAAGAAAAAGGAAAUACCUCUGGUGAAUUUGUUAGCGAUUCCUGGUUCGGAUAAAGAAUGCAAAAAAUGUAUAAUGGCUUAAUGCAUCAUAUUCUAAAAAUAUUAUCCAAUCAUUAUCCUUGACGCCAGGCCGUCUAGACAGGGUUUUAUCGCAUGUUUACUGUCCAGUGUAUGCCUGCCCAUUUGUAGCAAUAUUCAUUCUCCUGAAUUUCAUUCAAUUUAAAACAUCACAUCUAUUCAAUUUAAUAUAAAUAUAUAUUUAUAUUCAUUCACUUUAAUCUUGCAAUAUACAUUCAAUUUAAUUCUGCAAUAUACAUCCAAGAAAAUGUGUAUUUUAUAAAUUUAUUAAACACACCUCUUUGGGCCGACGUGAACUUUGUCUGUUAAUACAAAAGCAAGCAAAUUUGUCUUGUAGAUUUCAAAUGAAACCAUUCCUCUCCAUUUCGCAUUUCGAAUAAUAGACUCGGGAUUACAAAAUGCGAAUGUAAACUCCCCAUCUAGUAUUGCUUUCUCGUCCUCUUCGUUUGACAGUGAAGUAACACGGCAUCCACGCUUUCUUAGUUCACGGACGUGAGAGUCAAUGAAAGAGUUCAAUUUGCAAAUUACUAUUAAGAUGGGUUUCUCCAGAACAAUGGAGCUUUUGCCAAGUCGUCGUUCUACUCUCGGUGUUAGAAAUUUGGAAUAUUAAACUCUUCCCAUAACCGAUAGCAAGAUGCAAAUACAUUUUUAAUGUGAAUCAAAUUGGACAAGGCGCGGUAUUGAUGCUCCGUUAAACAUUUAAUUCAGGAAAUUUAUCAAUCUAUCUAUUAAUGCAGCCUAUAAAACUGCUUCUUUCAACUUUUGUUCGUUUAUUUAAUAAUAUAGACAUUUCAAAAUUCGAACGUUUCAAAUCAAUCAAAACACGAAACGCCUGCGAACAGGCUAUGAUGUUUACAAUAUCCAAUCAGAACACGUAGUCUAUCGAACCUAUAGUCAGCAGCCAAUCAAUUCUUUGCUUCCAUUUUUGAAAGUUAUGUGUGGAAUGUGAACCCAAAAACUAGGCCAAUUUCACCAGAGGGUUAUUCAAAACAGGCGAAAAUAAAUACACUCUGGUUCCAGGGUACGUUUACCCCUGCUUUUGGAGAGAUAUAAUUUUUAUAAUCUCUCAAAACUCUAUCACUGGGUAAUACCAAGGCACCACUUUCUCUGAGCUCUCUAUAGGCAGAUGGUGAUUUACCAUGAACAGAUAAAGCAAACCGAAUAAUUUGUGGGUGAUAUCUUCGUCCACAACUAGAAGAUUGCAAAAGCUUCAUCUGCUCUUGCCAGAAGAAUUUCAUGUGUGGAGUACUAUCUAGAUUUUGUCCAUACAUUAUCUUCAGAAUGUCCUCCUCCAGAGUCUUAUCAAUGGAUACGCCUUGACUGGUAAUCUUGUUUUGGAGUUCUUGCAGUUCUCCUUCAAGUAAUUUGCACUUCGACCUUGCAGCGACCACAGUUGCUCGUAACUUGUCAGGUCCACAUGCUGAAAGAGGAGACUCACUCUUUGCUGGGGAUGUUUUAGCUCUCAUUUUGUUUGUCUUCUUUAGUUGUUUGGUGAUAGUCGAGCAUGGAUCACAGAGUUCAGAACGUUCUAUGAUGACGUCACAGUUAGGUGAACGAAAGAAAACAGUUGCUUCAAAUUGCUUUGGUGAUGGUUUUUUCGGAACAGAGUGUCGAAUAACUGUUCGAGGAAUAGCAAUGGUUAUGUCAGUGUUCGGAUCAAUAGCAGCAUUUUUUGUUUGAUGAUCUUCAGGCACACCUUCACAUAGCUUGCUUUUCUCUAUUGUUGACAACACCUCUCGAAACUGUUCACCACUUUUGAUAGAACGUUUAUGUUCGUUGUAGAUAUUGUGGUCAUCAGGUAUUGGCCAAUUAAAAGCAUAUGCCGUAAACUCCAUUGAACAAGAAUCCACAACAACUGUAUAUUUGGCAACUCCAUGGACAUUGUCAGUCAGAAAAAAAAUGACAUUGCCAUCAUCACACACUUCACUUUUCCAUUCCAAUAAUGUAUCAUCGUCAAGUUGAUUAAUUAAAUCAUCUGAACACAAUCCUGGCUCUAAAUAUGAAUGGGAGGAAGAUGGUAUAUCCUCUUGUAGCUCUUGUCUUGGUGCCUUCUCAAUAACUCUUCUUGGUCUCAUGGGAUCUUAAUGGCAGGUUCUCUGUGGGGAUACUGCCAGUUUAAAGGUUUAAAGGAUUUUUCUUGAGUUUGGCUUAUCAGGAUCUGCAAAUGGUUAUAAUUAGUACACAAGUACAAAAACCAUGACCAGCCGACAAUUUUAAAAAAUAAAGUAAAAAGCAAUUUCCAAAUUCGGAAUUUGCUUUUUACUUUAUUUUUAGUACACAAGUAGUUGUGUUCUCUAUAGAUAUUAGUACAUUUAUUGAAUAUAAGAGCAUAAAUUCCAUACAUUGUAAUGCAUAAUAGAACUUCAAAACUGAUAGAGUCGAUAUUUCAAAAUAGCACAAAAUCUUAAUCAAAACUGCUAGUGUCAAGCUAGUGAAUCAAAAUAAUCUUAAUCCAAGUCGCUUUCACCAUACGGUAUUAAAAUAUAAAGUUUUAACAAAAUAAAAUCUUUUGUGGGUGCUAAAACAGCUACAUGUACUUGCCACUUCAUAUAUAGUAAAAAACACACGAACUUUACAUACUUCAAAAAUGGUGCAGAUAAAAUAUUAGAUAUCCAACUGGGCAGUAAAUAUAAACGACGGAUGGAAUUAGAGCAUGAAGCCUGGCAGGGUGCCAAACACACAAAUAUCAGUAUAGCACUAACAAUCCUUAUAAACUUAGUUGAGAUUAUAUUUUGUGGGUACGUUUAUAGUCUAAAACCGUGGUUGUUUUCACGUAUAUAAAUAUGCAUACAGUGGAAAAAAGAUCGGCAGAAACCUAUUAUAAACAUUAAAACAUACAUAACUUGAUGGUUUCACAUGGCUUCGGCUCCAUAUUAAAAAAGCGGCCAAGGUUGUAUGAAUCUCGACAGCCUAAAAGAUAAAAAUAUAGCCGCUUCUCGACAUUUCGAGCAAAGGACGAAAAUUUGCUUGAAACGGAGAGAUUCGAGGAUUUGUAAUUUGAUGCACACUAUCAGUCACGUGACACUCUCAACAUUGGAUCAAAAACAUAUGCCGAAACUCCGCCCACUAUCCAAACCAUCUCAUUCUAUUAACUGUGAGAAAACUAAAUCUACAAUCUUCGCCAAAAGUUCGUAGAACGGCAAAACAAAUUCGCAACUUUUUAAUAUACUUGGGUUUUAAAAUCAUUUUGCACCUCCCCCCGCUCCCCCCAAUCAAUGUUGCUCUCCCACAUUUCUAGUACACCUACAAUUUUGUUGUAGAGUAGGUCAGAUCAUAAAUUUACACGAAACGGCAACAUUUAAUGGGGGAGGGGGAAGGGGGGAGACCUUAAAAAGGUAUAAAAAUUUAUCGUCGUUCUACGGUUUAUGGCCAAGAUUGUCUGAAAAUUGCUACAUGUUCAUUUCCACGUAAAAUACAUUUAACCUUGUACAAGACACUUGUGCUAAUUUAUUCUGCAUAAAAAUAUCAAAUAUGAUUGUUAUAUGUGUUGGCGCCGUGUACUAUUUACGUCUUUAGUUAAGGUGGCUCUGCUAAGCUGCUCAAGUUAUACUUGCUUUCAAGUUACACAUAAGACAAUCAUGGUCUUACUCUAGUAGAAGUUGUACAAUCAAACUAUCAAAGUUCAAUCGUUUUUUUAUAAAUAGGACCAUACUGCUAUGAAAUAUCUGUUUUUAAAUAUAUAUUUCAGUUGUUCAUAAAAGAAGGCAAUCUAUACGAUAGUAGAUUGAAAUUAAGCCAAUGUGUUUAGAUAAUUGAGAAUUAUUUGCGCAAGUAGGCUAAUGUAAACAAGAGAAAUUUUCUACUUCAUUUUACAUGACAAAGAGUAAUUGCAAGAGCUUAUUGCGAUAUAAUAAUGCGCUGCAAAUCAAUAUGUAAUUGUUAUACGUGGUGGCCGCCGGGCUUUCUGUAUUGUGACACUCCGUACGUGACAGUAUAUACUCAAUGAAACAAGAGCUAAGCGAACAUAUAUGAAUUUGCGCAAGUAAUGUAAACAAGGGAUAUUUUCACCUUCAUUUUACAUCAGAAAGAGUAAUUGCAAGAGUUUAUUGCGAUAUAAUAAUACGCUGCAAAUCAAUAUGUAAUUGUUAGACGCGCGGGCCGCCGGGCUUUCUGUAUCGUGACACUCAGUACUCAGUGACAGUACUCAAAGAAACAAGAGCUAAGCGAACAUAUAUGAUUUCACUGUCUGAAAUAAAAUGUUUUUAAAUGUUGGCAUAAGUGUCGCAAUUCUGUUUGUUGGUAUUUUGUAGGAAAAUUGGGCCUUUGGAAAGGACAAUCACAGUACUCGCCAUAACAGGAGUUAAGACAAUGUCUAUAUCUCAUAUUAAGUUUGGAGGUUUUAAUGAGUAAUGUCAAUUAUUGCUUCAAAUCUACAAUUUGUUUUACCUAUUUGCCAUGAGAUUGUAAGGACAGUAACAACGAACAAAAUGUUGUGUAUAUUUUAUGUAUUUAUUUACAAUCCAACGAAAAAUUAAGCAAUUACUGUGAGUACUGUUCAUGAGUACUGUCAGUUAGUUAUUAAGCUACUAGAGUUCAUUUAUAUGUAUAUAUAGAUUAAUAUUUUGUCCGAUACGGCAACAGACUUAAUUAUUUGGUCAACAUCACAUCAUAAGUCCAAUGUUCAAUUGUAAAGCCUGACACGGUCUAUGCAUGCAUGCCUCUACAAUGGCAUCAGUGUCCGCUCUGCUGUACGUGGCUAUAAACACGAUUCGUUGUGGCGAACGCGAUAUAUUCCUCAUAUCUAUAAUUAUGAUAUGUUGGAUCUUACACAGCAAGAUUAAUUAAAAAUUCUAUUUGUCAAUUGGCGUGUGUAGCUUUAACUGAAAAUAUGUAUACUAAAAUAUAUCUACAAUUACGUUGUAUCAGUCUGCCUUUAUAACCAUUACUGUCCGGUUCAAAAUAGACAUAUAUGCUAUAAGGCCCUACCCAGAAAUCCAGUCUCAAAUUACAGUAUACAAUAUUUAUUAAUAUCUACCUAUCAUUCAAUAUUUAGGAAUACCAGAAUGACUUUUGAAGGGUUAUCCAGUAGUACAAGAACAUAAGUACAUUUUUGAAUAUUUCUACAACUGGUGUUCUAAAUUUAAUACAUAUAUAUACAAAGGAUUAAAAACAUAAUUUUCGGACAAUCUUGGCCAAAAGUUCGUAGAACGACAAAACAAAUUCGCAACUUUUUAAUAUACUUGGGUUUUAAAAUCAUUUUGCACCUCCUUCAAAGCCUUCCAUUCAAUGUUGUUUCUCCCACAUUUCUAGUACACGUACAAUUUUGUUGUAGUAGGUCAGAUCAUAAAUAUUACGAAACGGCAACAUUGAAUGGGGGGGGGGGGAGGGGGGAGACCUUAAAAAUGCAUAAAAAUUUAUGGUCGUUCUACGGUUUAUGGCCAAGAUUGUAGUUACUACAAUACCAAAUUUGCAAACUCUAAAAAUAGUGCGAACAGCUGGAAAACAAUUAACGAAUUAUUAAACAAAAAGUCCAAAACAACAACUCUCAAUGCAAUUUCUGUGAAUAAUAAGGUUGUUACAGGAGAUAAAAACAUUGCUAAUGAAGUCAACAAAUAUUUUGCUACCAUUGGACCAAACUUAGCUGAAAACAUCUCUACAACUAACGUUCACCCGUUGAAAUACGUGACAGUAGGGACAGCUUUUUUUAACUUCAAAAGCAUUAAAAAAGCAAAUGUGAAAAGCGUAUUAAAGAAAUCGAAAGCUACCAAAGCAACAGGCAAUGAUAAUAUUACAAAUAAGCAUCUAAAAUUAGCAGGUAACUCUAUCACAGAACCAUUAAUAUUCAUUUUUAAUUCGUCUUUAUUUACUAGUAUUUUCCCUGAUGACAUGAAAUUUGCAAAAGUUACGCCAAUCUUUAAAACCGGAAGUAAAAUAGCAAGGAGAAGGAAUUCCAUAUCUCCACAGGGAAAAGCGGGAUUGAUGAAAUGCAAUUUAAUUGAAUUGAUGAUUACAUAUUCAUAUUGUUUUACAUAUACAAAUCCCGCUUUUUUCGGGGGCAGAAUUAUUUUUAAAAACAUGUAAGCAAGCUUGGAAAAUCGUUUCACAUAACAAAUUGCAAAACAAAUUUCUAUUUUUAAACGUAAACAUUAAGAAUUGAUUUAGUAUGAGAAAUCGUAAAGUAUAUUAAUAAAAGGCAAGUUUGUUUAAAUUGUUUAUGUAUGACUUUGACUUUGCAUUAUUAUAGACUUCGUUUUUGUUGUUCAAGUCAUUCCUGUGCAUAGUAUGCGAAAUUUUCAUAGUUAAAUUAACUUUUCUAGAACUUCAUAAUAAAAAGGAAAGCAAAUUAUUUUCAUUAGCGUCCUGCUUGAAUUAAAUUUGUGCGAGUAAUAAGUUGAAGAUCAUGUUGAAGAGUUUAUCGGCAAAAAAUCUGUUAAUUUCAAUUCACAUUAAAACGUUUUACGACGAGUUGCGUCUUGAAUUUUACAGUAAAACAAAGCCCAUAGGAAGCAAUAUGAUAUACCAACUUUAUAUAUUUUAGAAAUUGAUAGUUCUGUAGUUAAAAGUGUCGAAGUUUCAUUUAUUUUUUGUAGUUUUGUACAAAAAUUUUAAAAAAAUUUCAAAAAAUAUCGUGUUGCCAUGGCUAACAUGACGUGAGCAACGUUAGCCCGUUAGCACUGAACAGUGUUGGCGUAAUUUCAAAUACUUCAUGUUGAAACAAUGUUUGGAAAAUAUAGGCGAAGGGCUAUUGCAUGCAUGUAUUUCUAGUUCUGUCCUACAUGAUACUGCACAUACAUGGUGGUUGACUAUAUAUACAUGUAAAAUGUUCCAUUGCAAUUACAUGUUUGCCAGCUAAAUCACAGCAAUAACUUUCCUUUCUUUUCAACAUGUAAAAAUAAACAACGUGAGAACUAUGUUUCUGUAAUACAAAUCUAUAGCAAAGUGGGGCCUCAACAUCGCGAUUUGCAAAUUUACUUCCGACUUCAACUUUUGCUAUGGAUUUAUGAGAUGCGUUAUCCACGUCUUAGCACAGAUCAGUGGGUUUAUUGCACAUGUUGACAUACCGCAAAUAUAUAAUUGUAAAUAUUACAGCUUUAAGUAAAUUGAAUAUCCCAAAACACCUUAUUUAAAGUCUAUCCCGAAAAACAGCAGCUGAAAUAACCAAAUAAUAUGAAAAAUAUAAAGUAUGACAUUAAAACGUAAUACAAAGUUGAAUGUGCAAUUAAUGACUGUGUUAUUUCUUCUCUUCUCGUUUCAUGAAAAUGAACAAAAUUACAUCAGAAGGCGAACGCAAACGGUCUGAUAACGAAAUCCAACAGGUGAAGGAAAACAACGAUAAUUGGAAAAAAGUUAUACAAAGCCGACAAGAUAUGAAUAUUCAUCUGGCUACGAAUAUGCAACACCUUCAAGACGAGAAUAACGAUCUAACUUUCCAAAUCCAAUGCUUACCAGAAGAAAGUGUUAAAACAAACAACGAGAACAGCAACAAGGAUGCAAUCAUUCCAGGCCUUCAAGGAGAAAUCAAUGACUUUCAAACCCCGAACAGAAACUCGCAAAUGGUUUCUCAGUGCCAUAGACUGAGUUCCUUAACCAAGAUGUUGCGACCGCAAGAAGAGAACAGUCACUUAAACAAUGAACUUCAGAAACUUCAACAAGACAAAAAUAGCAUGUCCAAUGAAAUUCAGCGAAUUCGAGAAGAGAUGAUGAACAGUGAAAUGAAAAUGCAGCAACUUCUAGAAAAGAGAAAACACAUGAUCAUUAAAAUGCAGGAACUUGAACAAGAAAACAAGAGUGGACAAAACGAAGAUAAACCUGAACAAAACACCGAUAACAGCAACGAAAUUCAGAAACUUCGAGAAAAGUGGAAUUGCCUGCUGGAUACAAUGCAGAAAUGUCAACAAGAAAACAAUAAAUUGAUCAAUGAAAUUGAGCGAAUUCUGGCCGAGAAAAUUAAGAUGAAUAGCGAUAUGCAAACCCUUCAACAUGAAAAAGACAUAUUGGAAAACCAAAUCCAGGAACUUGAUCAAUUUGCCCAUAGCUUAAGCGAGUACGUUGUCAUUCAUGUAGCAUUGCUGGAAGAGAAGAACGAUGACUUGGAAGAAGAUAUCAAGAAACUUGGACAAGAACACACCAAUAAGAAUGACGAAAUUCAACAGCUUAGACUAGGAAACGCCAGUAUGAUUGAGGAAAUUAAACAACUUCGGCAAGAAAACAUCAAUACGAAUAACGAAAUUGAACAAGUUCGACAAGAAAACACCAAUAAGAAUGACGAUGUUGGGCAACUUCAACAACAAUGCAGCAAUAAGACUAACGAAAUUCUGCAACUUCGACAAGAAAACACCAAUAAGGUGAACGAAAUUCUGCAACUUCAUCAAGAAAUCACUAAUAAGAUAAACGAAGUUCGACGGCUUCGACAAGAAAACACCCAUAAAAAUGGUCAAAUUGGACAAUUUCGACAACAAUACAACGAAAAGAAUAACGAAUUUCUGCAUCUUCAGCAAGAAAACACUAAUAAGAAUAACGAAAUUGAACAACUUCGACAAGGAAACGACAGAAAGAAUAUCGAAAUUCGACAACUCCGACAAGAAAACAGCAUCAUUACAGAAAGUGGAUCGGUAGCAAUUUCAAUGGAAAAGCUAGGAAAAGGUGCCUAUGGCGCUGUUUACAUUGGAAACUUUUAUGGAACAAAGGUAGCAGUGAAACAAUAUCACACAGUCAUUUUAUCCACGUAUAAUCGGAAAAUACUUGAACGUGAAAUUAAGAUCGCAUCACAAUGUCGACAUCCCAAUUUACUACAAUUUAUAUGUGCAACACAGAAUGAUCAAGACCAUUUGGUAAUUGUAACAGAACUGAUGGAUAAGAGUUUACGUGACUUACUUGAGCAAUGCGCAGGGGGAGAAAGAACACAGAUGGAAAAUCAGGAAGUUAAAUUAACUUCCUUAGAUGUGGCACGUGGUCUCAACUACCUUCAUUCGAAAACGCCAAAUCCAAUUAUCCAUCGUGAUGUUAGCAGUGCCAACGUAUUGUUAUGGAUUGUAAAUGGUGCAAUAAUAAGAGCCAAAAUAUCAGAUUAUGGUUCAGCUAAUUUCCUACAAGCGUGCAAGACCGCAAAUCCAGGAGCACCGGCCUACGCCGCACCUGAAGUCAGGAACGGUCACCAAGACCCAAAGGUAAUUAUUUAUUAAGUAGGGCCUAUACUUACAGAUGUAGUUGUUGAAAAUAUUUAUCAAUUUAUGUUGAUAAAUGUUACAUGUUAUCUGUCAUAUAUAUAUAUAUAUAUAUAUAUAUAUAUAUAUAUAUAUAUAUAUAUAUAUAUAUAUAUAUAUAUAUAUAUAUAUAUAUAUAUAUAUAUAAUUAUGUUUCGUUGUUUACAAAAACAUUUGGCAGAGUGCUCAAUGGAUAUCCAGAGCAUAAUUAAUUAAGUGCAACGACUCAACAAAUUCCACUAGGCAUCUUUAUUACUAUUAGUUUCGAUUCGUACCACAAGAUGUGCCAUUUAUCGGAUAAAUUAGCCUAAUUUACGAGGUGUGUAGCUCCGAGUCGGCUAUCAGUCAUAUACAACGAGAGCGAAUGGUAUAAUUGUUUUGUAAUAUGGUCUAAAGCAAUAAUUAAUUAUCCUCUGUUACAAUGUCUUGACAAUUUGUUCGGCCAAAAACCGCCUGGCCUUGAAAAUUUGAAAUACUUUUGUUUUACAACUCGAAGACGAAGUGAAAGAAAUGGUUUUAGAACCGGUAUAUCUCACAGAAAAGCUCAGAUAUAUUAUACAGAUGUUUGGUAGUAUAGUAAGUGCUUGUUGACUGCAAAUUCAUUUGUCUUUCGUUGCAAACUUUUCUGAACAAUUUAUAUUCUCAAUGAACAUGUUUUUUCGCUGUUGUUUCGGUAUUAAUUCUUUAAAAAACUUGUAUUUAAACUAAUUUCUACGUAAUAAAUGUAUUUUGCUAACCUGUCAAAUUUUUUUUGAGAGUUUUUCCCUGGGCUAUUAUGUUUCUCAAAGCGAAUAUUUUCCUUUUUCUGCUUCGCAAAACUCAUGUAGUUUUUGGACCGCCAUCUUGUUUUUCGCUACUCGCCGUAUAUGAGCUGAUAUACGGCGAGUAAUUCAACCAAUCAGAUUGCAGAACAGCUCAUAUACGGUGGAUGACUAUAUUAUAAAUAAAUAUAUAUAUAUAUAUAUAUAUAUAUAUAUAUAUAUAUAUAUAUAUAUAUAUAUAUAUAUAUAUAUAUAUAUAUGUACAUAUAAUACACACUGUAGAACAUUUUCAUCUUAACAUAUUACAGAGUGCACAAUUACACAGUAAAUUCCCCAAAACCCGGUCAAAUCGGUCUUUCACGAGGGCAAGGGCAGUUCCGCGCGUGACGACUGCCACGCGAAUCUCUCGACUAUUCUAGCGCCGUCUGAACAUCCCGCUCCCAGCACUAAGGCCACGAGGUGAGAACAACUAAAAAAUGUCAACUAUUUAUAGUUCAGUAUCGUUAAAAGUUCUAAAGCGGAAUCAAGUUAUGAAUUGUUCUGACUAUUGUUUUGCUUCCACAUUGUACUUUGGCCACUCUAGUAUGGCGGUCCCGUCCAGGGUAGGUUUCCACGAUUCUUCCGAUAUCGUCACCAGCUCUUCACCCGUCCCAUCACUGUUACCAAUAACUGCAUACACGUCUUUUUUCGCAGCCUUCACCAUGAUCUCAAAGACGCCCCCAAAAUGUGGGUCUGCUGUGGGAUUAAAAUUCCAUUUUUUACACUUAACUUGGUUGCGUUUCUCUUGAUUUUGUCUUUGUCGAGUUGGCGCACAAGUUAUUUCAGCUCAUUGACAGCGCCCACGAAAUUGAUAUCAUUAUCACUCAGCAUUUCUUUUGGAAUACCCAGUCUCCUUGGAAAUCUAGUAAAUUCGUUAAGGAAGCUAUCUGUGUCCAGGCCCCAUGCGACUUCGAGAUUUACCGCUCGCGUGGACAUGCAAGUAAACACACAUAACGAACGCUUGUUCCUCGUUUUGCCUCGUCCUUGUAUCGUCUGGAAAGAUCCGGCAUAAUCAACUGCCGCUUGGACAAAGGCGCGAUAGGCGAGGCGAAGUUGGUUCAGCGGAAUAGGUCCCAUAAUUUGCGCACCGGCUUUGUUCUUUUUCUUCUUGCACGUGUUGCAUUCGUUCUCCCAUUCCCGAAUUUUCUCCCUCGCUGCUGGGAUCCAAUAUCGUUGGUUUAACUGUGAUAGGACAAAGUUUGUACCGGCAGUGUGAUUCGACAUCUCUAGGGAAUGUUUGACUAUCAGUUUAGUCACCAGUGUCCCCUUGGCAAGAUUAUCGGCAAUCUGACGCCGUACGGGAGGUGUUCCGCAAAUCGUAGUCGACUGUCCGACCGGAUCAGUCUUUGUUCAUCCAGCUGAGCAUUUAGUUUCUGCAACGUACUCUUAGGUGCAAUUUGUUUACUGGUCGUUAGCGCUUUGUACUCGUUAUUAAGUGCGUCUUGUUGUGCACGACAAAUGAUACUUUCUUCCGCGUCACGUAACUCUCGGGAAGCUGCUCCUGGUCACCCACCCGUGUCUCCGAAUUUCGCGUGCUAUGGAUAAAUCUUCUAACUCUCCCGAGCACGCGUACCAAUCGUGUCCAGUUGGAAUACCGUUUAGGUUCCAGCCUCCAGACCGUUGACUUCUUGUUUUCUUUCCUGUUUUUGACUGGGCGUUGGUAAUUGCAAGCUGUCGCAACCGUUUCACUCUUGGCGCUCUGCUGGUGGGUUUCGCUUUGUGUAAUUCGUUAGGACGGGUUCCAAUUUGCAUCUUUGGCCAGCCCGAUUUGUCCUCUAGCAACCACUUUGGUCCAUUCCACCAUAAACAAUGAUCUGACAAUUCUGAGGUGGUUGCUUCUCCAGCUUGUUCAAAGGUCCGCCGGAUUUUCUUCUGUACGCACUUGUUGGCAUUGCGCUGGCUCGGUCGACAUUUGUAUUUCCCCAUUGCGGUUUGCGAUGAAUGACUGAAAAUGUCGUCCAUGGCCUCUAAUCCACCACAAAACAUCUGUGCUGUCUGAGUAAAACGUCACCAUACUCAUCGGUAUUUCAAGAAUCGGAAUGAGACGUUGUGUUAAUCGCAAACCUAGUAUAGCGCCCAACAACUCUAGCCUUGGAACCGUCAUUGGCUUCAACGAUGCAAUCUUCGUUUUGGAUGCGAUCAUCCGACAGCUAGUGGUAUCUUCGUACUCGCACUUUAAGUAGACGACUGCUACAUAAGCCUUAGGGAAAGCGUCGACGAACAUCAUCACAGAUUGACUCAGGACUGUCUUAGCCUCACGUAAACACCUUGGUACAAGCACGUUCUUCAGGUCUAACAGCUGUCGAAACCACAUAUCGAUCAUAUCGGCAACUUCGUCUACGAUAACGUCGUCCCAGUCAUAUCCCCUUGACCACAGCUCUUGUAGAAGGACUUUGGCUAUAACCACAAAUGGACUGAUCAGACCAAGCGGGUUAAUUAAAAACUGUUGCAAUUUACUUCAAUAUGCUCCGCAACACUUCUGAUAAACACAGGUCGUCGCUGCUAUGCCACGAGAGCUCAAGCGGUUUGACGGCUGAAGUUGCGCUGUCACUUAUCGAUAAUUCAGUUGCUCCUUUGGUGUCGAUGCGUUGACCGCUGGAGAAUUUGAAAUCCACUUCCGCGCUUGCAUACCGGCUAAGUUCCAAAGAUAUCUCAGUUGCUGGUAUAACUCAAUGCUCUCCUCGUCCAUCUCCACACUAUCAAUAGAGUCGUCCAUAUACGUGGACUUCAGCACUGUCUCAGCCGCCAUAGGGUCCGUCUCUGGAUGUAUUUUAGCGUUUUCUUGGGCCACGAAUUGCGAUAUUCCAUCGGCGCAGAGUUUUUCCCAAACACUACACGAUUGAAUUCGUAUAAUAAACUUCUGGUUCUCGGUUACUGUCCAGGUCACGCCACAACAGCCAGAAGAUGGGACGAUCGCACUCUUCGACCUCAACUUAAAGGUACAUUUCUCUAACAUCGCACGCCACCGCCACUGGUUUGCGACGAAAACGAAUAAGUAUAUCAAUCAAUUCCUUUUGUCGCUUAGGUCCCGCGUAGAUGACAUCGUUUAACGCGACUACAUUACACUUCGUUCUCGCGAAAGGUUUUACACAGAUCUUUUUUAAUUCGUUCAAUCCCUUGUGGUGUGUGUUGGAAUGCUGAUAGGCCGUCGUCUCGAUAAAGUCCGAUGUUCUGGCCGUACUUUUUUGUAAGGAUGGACAGGAGAUAGCACCCUAUCAGCUCACACGUUGCUGCUCCAUCGAAUGAUCCCAUGGUUACAUCAAAUUUGUUGUUUGAAUUUUUCUUCUCCCAUGGUUUGCCAUCCCAAAAUAAUAGCGACUGUUUUGUGUGUAGGAUGAUGUCGCGUUCUUGCUUGCUGAUGUGUCGGUAUUUGCUGCCGAAAUCUAAUGCUUUAUUCAGUAAUUUCUCGGUUAUGGAUGGGUAGAAGUCACAAACGUCAAAAGAUAUAAACGAGAGCGAUCUUUUGUUUUCCAAGUUGUUAAACCAUCUCAAAACACUUGAUGUGUUUUUCCAAUGGUUUAUCUGUGUUGCGUUCAUAAUUGCUGCAUUAAUUUAUUUCGUCGAGGAUGUGUUUGCUAAUUACACCGAUCUCGGAUUUGGUGGGGUUAAUUAAACGGCAUGUAGGAUGGUUUUGGAAUUCGGGUUUAUGGUCUUUAAAAGUUAUAAAGGCUUCUUUUCGUGCUAGCACUUCAAUUCGGUCAUCUAAUUUAAGCUUCCUCGAUAUACUAGCGGCUUUCUUAUUGAUUUGUUUGACAGUUUUAUUAGUUGACUUCUUGUAUGUUUUGGUCACAUUUUCGGUGAUGAGCUUUUGAUAACAGGAUUUUUGCAAUGCGUAAAAAUUUGUCGUUUUAUCCGCAGGGACAAGUACCGUGUCUUGUUUCUUGAUGUAGGUCUUGACAUUAUAACUUCCUUGUAUUAUAACUAACUAUAUAUAUAUAUUAAAAAUGUUAAAAUUGUAACCAGGAUUACACAUAUUAUUAAGACUUAGAAAGGUUGACGCUGGUUUGAUAAAAACGUUAAAAAUUACGUUUAUUUAAAAAGAUGUUAAGACGGUUUCGACCUGUAACUUAGGUCUUCGUCAGUUAAAAAUUUAACAAGGUUCAAAACUGAACAAUAUAUAUAGGUUCAGAGUUAAUUAGCAGAUAAGUGUUUUAUACACAUCCGGUAUUUCGAUAUGGUCGUUUCCUGCGUUAUGAUCCUUGAGGGAAUACCAAGCCUCUAAGAACAGACGUUCGCGGUAGUUUUUUGUUUUGUUGACAAUGGUGGCAUUACUGAAGUCAAUUCGGUGAUCGUAUUGUUCAGGAUGCUUAGCGAUUUUUGAAUAUUGUUCAAAUUGCGAAACAGCUCGUUCGUGUUCGUUUAUUCUAGUUUUUAAUGCUCUGUCUAUUUGACCGUAAUAUGCAAAGUCACAAUCGCAGCAACAGAUUUUGUGAAUGACUCCGCUUGUCUGCUCGGGUGGUAACUUGUCUUUGGGUUUGGAGAAUUGGCGAGAAAGGGUAUACUGGUAGGUUUUUAGCACACUUUGAUAUUUUCUCUCCUUAAUACUCGGGAGAUUUUUUCUGUAACGCCUUUAACAUACGGUAAGACUACAAAGCUAAGAGCGACACAAUCAGCGGUGUUUGUCCUGUUGUUGUUGACAUCAGUGGUAUGCAAAUUACCGUUGGUGUUAUCAGUAUGACGCCGUUUUCUCUUGAUGUCGUAAGACUUUAUAAACUUAAGUGGGUAACCGUUGUCUCUCAAGUUUUGAACCUAGUUAAUUUUUAACUGACGAAGACCUAAGUUACUGGAAAAAAAGUCUUAACAUCUUUUUAAAAAAACGUAGUUUUUAAUGUUUUUAUCAAACCAGCGCCAACCUUUCUACAUCUUAAUAAUAUAUAUAUAUAUAUAUAUAUAUAUAUAUAUAUAUAUAUAUAUAUAUAUAUAUAUAUAUAUAUAUAUAUAUAUAUAAAUAUAUAUAUAUAUAUAUAUAUAUAUAUAUAUAUAUAUAUAUAUAUAUAUAUGUAUGGAAUAUACUUACUUAGAUUGACGUCUUCAGCUAUGGCAUCCUGGUGUGCGAGAUUUCCUUGUGUGAGCAACCUGAUCAAGUCGAGAGAGAGGGACAAAUAGAAACAAUUUGGAAUGUUGCAGUCAAAGAAUUGGUGAAACAUUGUACUGAGAAGGAUCCGAAACAAAGGCCAACAAUGAAGCAG
This is a messenger RNA of Paramuricea clavata, 16349 nucleotides long. Lineage: Eukaryota; Metazoa; Cnidaria; Anthozoa; Malacalcyonacea; Plexauridae. The record is from the annotation of a GenBank genome assembly.